Aspergillus melleus is the source of this 1551-nucleotide messenger RNA. Its product is annotated as cytochrome P450. The coding region runs from base 106 to 1551 and encodes 481 amino acids. Gene Ontology annotation, molecular function: oxidoreductase activity, acting on paired donors, with incorporation or reduction of molecular oxygen; monooxygenase activity; heme binding. The record is from RefSeq and is a predicted model, not a curated record. The transcript is spliced from 6 exons. Lineage: Eukaryota; Fungi; Ascomycota; Eurotiomycetes; Eurotiales; Aspergillaceae.
CAGCGUAACAUAUUCUCCAUCAUGGACUAACAGAACCUGCUCAACCUUUUACACGUUCCAAAAACGUUGACCUUCAUUUUCAUCCUUUCUGUUGCCUUUCGAUGCAUGUUAUGGGCGAAACAAGCGGCCCUGUUCGCCAAGCUCCCUAAAAUCCAGCAGGAUGGCAGCAGUAAGGCCUGGCGAAAGAUGUAUCUAGACUCUGCGCGCAAGCUGGAUCAGCAGGGAUAUGAGAAAUUCAAAGACCAAGUUUGGGUGAUGCCGACGUCCGAUGGCCUCAAGAACGUGGUUAUUCCCGGCCAAUUCCUGGCGGAAUUGAAUAAAUUGCCAGGCAAUAUGAUCAGCUUUCCUGACGCAGUGCACAAGCUCAUGGAAGCCAAAUACACGAAGGUCGACCCUGAUGAACCGCUUGCCGCUUACUCAAUCAAAGCGGACCUCAAUCCGGCCUUGUCUCGACUAAGCCCCAUCAUCUUCGAGGAGGUUGAGAGGGCGAUCAAAGACGAAAUAACUCGCUGUCCAGAUUGGACUCCCGUAUUCAUCUACCCGAAACUGAUAAAUAUCAUUGCGAAGGUAUCGGGACGUAUCUUCGUUGGCCCAGAACUGUCCCGCGACAAGGAUUACCUUGACACCGCAGUCAACUACACCACAGAGCUGGUCAACGCAAUCCAGGCAGUCAAGAGUAUGAAGCCCUGGCUCCGUCCAUUUUUCGCCUCCAGACUGCCUGAAGUCCGCAAGCUCAGAGAGCGGGAAGAACUCGCAGAACAGUUCUUCGAGCCAAUUAUACAAGCUCGCCGUAACGCUGCCCAGGACCCUCAUUACGAAAAGCCCAACGACAUGCUUCAGUGGUUCUUAGAUCGAAGUACAGACUACGGCAUUCAGUCUACUCAACGCAUCGUCAAACUACAGUUGUUAGUGAUCUUCGGUGGAAUCCACAACACCACUGUCACAGCGACCAACAUCUUGUACAAUCUCGCCGUAUGGCGCGAGUAUCUCGAGCCGCUGCGCGAGGAGGUCCACACCGUAGUGGCAGACACUAGCAAGGAUGAAAUGAAUUCCCGCGCACUGCAACGAAUGGAAAAGCUAGACUCGUUCAUGAAAGAGACGACUCGCUUUUACCCGCCGGAAACGACUUCAUUUUCUCGCAAGACUGCCCAGGGCAUCACUCUCUCGAACGGACAAUACAUCCCGCCCGGCAGCUUGGUUGAAACCCCAUCGGAUGCCAUCGCGCAUGAUGAGACCACAUACUCUAAGGAUGAUAGGUUCGAUGGGUUCCGAUUCUACAAGAUUCGACAGGGUGCGACGGCAGCAGAGCAAGCUCGGAACCAGUUCGUUACGUCAAACGACAAGAAUCUCGUGUUUGGGUAUGGAAAACAUGCAUGCCCGGGAAGGUUUCUGGCUGCAGCGGAGAUCAAGUUGAUUAUUGCCAAGAUCAUCUUGAGAUACGAGUUUCGAAACGAAACCGUUGUGAAGGAACGGUAUCCUAGUCAUGCAUUUGGACGCAUGAACGUUCCCGAUGCAAGCAAGCCGUUACUCUUCAAGGAAAGGAAAGAGUAG